CCCUUCUAAUUCCCAACGCAUUUCCCCAAACUCUCUCUCUCUCUCUCUCUCUCUCUCUCUCUCGUUUGAUCUUUCGCAGAGGAAGAAAAAUGGCGUCGUUCGACGAAGCACCGCCUGGUAACCCCAAGGCCGGAGAGAAGAUCUUCAGAACCAAAUGUGCGCAGUGCCACACUGUCGAGAAAGGUGCCGGUCACAAGCAAGGACCGAACUUGAACGGUUUGUUCGGAAGGCAAUCUGGAACAACUCCUGGAUACUCAUACUCUGCAGCUAACAAGAACAUGGCCGUGAUGUGGGAGGAGAAGACUCUGUACGAUUACCUGUUGAACCCCAAGAAGUACAUCCCCGGGACGAAGAUGGUGUUCCCUGGACUGAAGAAGCCACAAGAACGAGCCGAUCUCAUUGCUUAUUUGAAGGAAGCCACUGCUUAACUAGGGUUCGAUUCUUUCACCAAUAAAAUAAACCACAGACCUUAUUGGGUCAUCAUGGACUGAGUUCUUCUGUAUCGGCAUUUUACUUUUCUUUUGGAAGGGGCAGAUUGUUGUUGUUGCCUCUGCUCAUUUCAAGCAUUGAUCUCUGAGUUGAGCUCAUUUUUACCAAUACUUAUCCAUAUCCGCCUAAUGUUAUUUGCUGUCUCUGGUUUCUGCAUUUA
Messenger RNA from Tarenaya hassleriana, 649 nucleotides. RefSeq names its product cytochrome c-2. Gene Ontology annotation, biological process: mitochondrial electron transport, cytochrome c to oxygen; mitochondrial electron transport, ubiquinol to cytochrome c. Bases 90 to 428 code for a protein of 112 amino acids. The transcript is spliced from 3 exons. The record is from RefSeq and is a predicted model, not a curated record. Gene Ontology annotation, molecular function: heme binding; electron transfer activity. Lineage: Eukaryota; Viridiplantae; Streptophyta; Magnoliopsida; Brassicales; Cleomaceae. Gene Ontology annotation, cellular component: mitochondrial intermembrane space.